UUACCUUUAGAAAAAAAUCCAUAUAUAUUUUUAUAAAUCAUAAAAGAAAAUUAAAACACACAAAAGAAGUGCAAACAAAUAAAUAUAAUAAAAAUUGACAAAAAGUGUAUAAUUUAUGCUGCAAGCAAAAUUAACAAAAAAAAAAUUAAAUAUUUUUAAACAAAAAUCCUCUACUCAUAACUUAUAUACUACCAAAUGUUCAUAGGACUACAAUAUUUUGUUUAAAAAAAACUUGGAUCUGAAAAAAACUGAUAAAAUUGCAAAAACCAGAGAAAAUUGUAAACGGAAGACGAGAUUUUAAUCAUUAACUAAAAAUCACUUAUAAAAUACUUUUUAUUAUAUACAAAUAAAAACAAAAUAAACCAAAAUUAAAUAAAUAAACAUGUUAACGACACGUUUAAAUAAUAUACAGCCUUCAAUGGCAAUUGUACUUAUACUAAUAAUCUGCUUGACCUCCAUCAGUUCUGUGGCAUCUAGAUCUCGAGAUAAAGAAGGCAGAAGACGUAACGAUCGUAUAUCCUCCUCCACCGCCUCCAAUCAGUACAAUACCUAUGGCUCAUCAGUACCUUCAUCGGUGGCCUCUUCAGCGUAUUCCAUUUCAUCGGCAGCGGCGUAUAAAGGACCCAUCGAUGAUACUGGUUUUUGUGUCAGACGUCGUGAUAUGAAACUUAUGUGUUAUUGUACACCGGAUGAAAAUCAUGUACCUGUACAAAAGGCCGAAUGUUGGGUAUUCUCUGAUGGUCUACUACAAAACGAUACCACCUGGACUAGAUUUUAUCAACAGCCACGUUUACGUGAUUUAAAAUUUGUUAUACAAAAUCAUGGUCGUCUGGACUAUAUACCCACCCAUAUCCUAAAGCCCUUAGAGAAUUUGACUAGCAUAACCAUUGAAUAUUCACAAGUAGAAAUUGUACGCAGUCAUGCCUUUGCUAAUUUACAUCAAUUGGAACGUAUUGUCAUGACUUAUAAUCAAAUUAUGGCCUUGGAUCAGGAAGCCUUUGCCAAUCAUAUACGCUUGAGAGAUUUAAAUUUAGAACACAAUCAAAUCUUUGAAAUCGAUCGCAAUGCUUUCCGCAAUCUUCCCCUGUGUGAACGUCUUAACAUGAAUAACAACAAUAUUUCAAAUCUGCACGAAGGUCUCUUUUCCGAUUUAGUGCGUUUGAUUUAUUUGAAUUUGGCUCACAAUCAAAUUUCCGUUUUGACAAGUGAAAUCUUUAAGGGUCUGGGUAAUUUAAAUGUUUUGAAAUUGACACACAACAAUAUCAAUUUCAUUGGUGAUACAGUGUUUGCUGAAUUGUGGAGUUUAACUGAAUUGGAAUUGGAUGAUAAUAAAAUAGAGCGUAUUUCGGAGCGUGCAUUGGAUGGUUUGAAUAAUUUAAAAACUUUAAAUUUACGCAAUAAUCUGUUGAAAAAAAUCGACAAUGGUUUGCUGCGCGGAACACCAGCCUUACUCUCACUCAACGUGCAAAUGAAUAAAUUGGAAACAUUGACAUUUUAUACCUUCCAGCCAAUUAUGGAUAAUUUGGUCAAUAGUAGUAGUGAACUAUUGGUAAAUGAUAAUAAUUUCAUUUGUGAUUGUCGCCUGCAAUGGUUGUAUGAAUUGAAAAAUCGUACACGUCAUCAACAGUUGCGUGACUCUUUGGAAAAAUUCAUCUGCAAUUUGCAGGAGCCACAUUUGCACAAUUUCAUUGAACCAGUGCCCAAUCAUGUGUUACAGUUAUUAAAUGUGGGUGGCAUAAAUGCUGCACUAAGCGGUAGUGACCCCUUUAUGAGUGGAGCCGGUAUUAGUAGUAAAAAACAUCAUACGAAAACACGCCAGGGAGGCCAAAGACGUAAUAACAAAUUUGAGACACAAAUUCAAUUAACCGACGAUGGACAGGAGCAUGAGCAGACAUUAGAAAAUUCAGCUUCAUUGAAAAAGAAACGUGCUUUAUCAUCAUACCAAAGCAUGGGCAAUUUAGAUGCCAGCAGUACAAAUAAGGAUACUAGCCAUACACCCGUUGAAAGUCAUUACAUAUUUGGGGGACCAGACAGUAACAGUGGCAUGCAUAAUGAUUAUUUUGAUUCAAAUUCUGAGGUACUUUUGACACAUCCCGUCAAAAUGGAAGAUGAACUGGAAUUGAUGAAACAAAAUGCUUUAUACUCACAAAAUAAUGAUGUUCUGACAUCAGCACAGAGUCACAAUCAUUUGGAUGGUGCAGACUUGAUGCCUGUACAGGCUUUGGCCAUACCAGUGCGACUUUUCCUACUAAAGCCAGAACGCCUGCCCUGUCACGAAGAGUUGAGUGAUCCUACUGAAUUGCCACUGUCCCGAGAUCUUAUGGAUGCACGCAGUAGUAAUGUGCAAGUGUUAUCAGCCUCAACUAAUGGCUCAAUAAGUAAAUAUGCCUUUAAUAUUUUAUGGCUGAUAUUGGCCAUUGUUUACGGUACUCAAGUUGGCUAAGAAGGUAUUAUGGCAUUUUAUCAAACACUCUCACACACACACCAUUUUUUUAGUUUCAUUUAUACAUAAAAGGGUUUGAAUUGUAAGAAAGAAAAAAAAUGAAAAAAACAACGGGUUUAUUGCAUACAAAAAAAUUAAUUUCAUUACGGGGUCAUUAAGAUUUUUUCACUAAUAUUAAAAAAAAAAACUUAAGAAAAAAAAAGAGCAAGAAAAAAAUUAUAAUAUUAAGCUAAAUAAGUAAUAAUUUCAAAAUUCACCUUGUGUUCUUAUUCA
Lucilia cuprina (Australian sheep blowfly) is the source of this 2716-nucleotide messenger RNA. It is a transcript of the gene Con, whose product is annotated as connectin. Bases 383 to 2443 code for a protein of 686 amino acids. The transcript is spliced from 5 exons. Lineage: Eukaryota; Metazoa; Arthropoda; Insecta; Diptera; Calliphoridae. The record is from RefSeq and is a predicted model, not a curated record. Gene Ontology annotation, molecular function: protein binding.